GGUUCCUCAGCCACGAUACCUCCCCAUUCUCAGGGUCUCCCCCCCUCGCUUCAGCACUUGCCUGGGUUUUGGUGCUGACUCAGUCAGACCCCACAGCACACAGCCCUGAGGACCCACGCUGCACCCAUUGCCCUGCACAGCCCCCUCUGAGCCUGAUGCUGCCCUACAGUGACAGCAAAGUGCUUCUGGGCCUGGAGGUGGCACGAUCUCACUUCAUCCCUUGGAGACUUGCACUGUGAAAGCUCCUGCCACCAUUCAUCAGGACAUGGCAGUGCCAGCGAGGAGUGCAGUGACCCCCUCCUCUGUGUUCCUGCAGGUUUUACUGGGACUUCACGAUGCUGCUCUUCAUGGUGGGCAACCUGAUCAUCAUUCCUGUGGGCAUCACCUUCUUCAAGGAGGAAACCACAGCCCCCUGGAUCGUGUUCAACGUGGUCUCUGACACCUUCUUCCUGAUGGACCUGGUGCUGAACUUCCGCACGGGGAUCGUCAUCGAGGACAACACGGAGAUCAUCCUGGACCCUGAAAGGAUCAAGAAGAAGUACCUCAAGACGUGGUUUGUGGUGGACUUUGUCUCCUCCAUCCCCGUGGACUACGUCUUCCUCAUCGUGGAAAAGGGCAUCGACUCGGAGGUCUAUAAGACAGCCCGCGCUCUUCGCAUCGUCCGCUUCACCAAGAUCCUCAGCCUGCUGCGCCUGCUGCGCCUCUCCCGCCUCAUCCGUUACAUCCAUCAGUGGGAGGAGAUCUUCCACAUGACCUACGACCUGGCCAGCGCUGUGAUGAGGAUCAUUAACCUCAUUGGCAUGAUGCUGCUGCUGUGCCACUGGGACGGCUGCCUCCAGUUCCUCGUGCCCAUGCUGCAGGAUUUCCCCAAGAACUGCUGGGUCUCCAUCAAUGGGAUGGUGAACGACUCCUGGAGCGAGCUGUACUCCUUCGCCCUCUUUAAGUCCAUGAGCCACAUGCUGUGCAUCGGCUACGGCAAGCAGGCACCUGAGAGCAUGACGGACAUCUGGCUGACGAUGCUGAGCAUGAUAGUGGGAGCCACCUGCUAUGCCAUGUUCAUCGGCCACGCCACCGCCCUCAUCCAGUCGUUGGACUCCUCCCGACGCCAGUACCAGGAGAAGUACAAGCAGGUGGAGCAGUACAUGUCCUUCCACAAGCUGCCCGCUGACUUCCGACAGAAGAUCCACGAUUACUACGAGCACCGCUACCAGGGCAAGAUGUUUGAUGAGGACAGCAUCCUGGGGGAGCUCAAUGAGCCCUUGCGUGAGGAAAUCGUGAACUUCAACUGUCGCAAACUGGUGGCCUCCAUGCCGCUGUUCGCCAACGCGGAUCCCAACUUUGUGACGGCGAUGCUCACCAAGCUGAAGUUUGAGGUGUUCCAACCCGGAGACUACAUCAUCCGCGAGGGAACCAUUGGCAAGAAGAUGUACUUCAUCCAGCACGGCGUGGUCAGCAUCCUCACCAAGGGCAACAAGGAGAUGAAGCUCUCUGAUGGCUCCUACUUUGGGGAAAUCUGCCUGCUGACCCGUGGUCGGCGCACAGCCAGCGUCCGGGCGGACACCUACUGCCGCCUCUACUCACUAUCAGUGGACAACUUCAAUGAGGUGCUGGAGGAGUACCCCAUGAUGCGGAGAGCCUUCGAGACCGUGGCCAUCGACCGCCUCGAUCGCAUCGGGAAAAAGAACUCGAUCCUUCUUCACAAAGUGCAGCACGACCUCAACUCGGGCGUCUUCAACAACCAGGAGAACGAAAUCAUCCAGGAGAUUGUCAAGUAUGACCGAGAGAUGGUGCAGCAGGCGGAGCUGCAGCAGCACACGGCCAUGUACAGCCCGGUGCAGCCCCAGGUCACCUCCGCCAUUGCCACCCUGCAGCAAGCCGUCGCCAUGAGCUUCUGCCCACAGAUGGCCAGCCCUCUGGUGGGCUCCAUGGCGCUGGGCUCUCCCCGCAUGAUGCGUCGCUUGCAAUACGCCCAGGCCGUGCCCAGCCCCUUCGCCGUCUCCCCAGUGCUGCUGCAGCAAAGCCCCCCGCAGCAGCCGCAGCCCCCCGUGCCCCACGCCAACCCAUCGCCCUCGCAGGACCAGGCACAGCCCGCCUCCACCAGCGCCUUCGCAGUCGCCAGCCCGCCGUCCCAAAGCCCCUUGGCCAGCCGGACGUUUGCCUACGGAGGAGCCAAAGGGCAGCUGGGCUCCCAGCUCUCGCUGAGCCAGCAGCAGACGCCCGGUUCGCCCCCACGGUUGGCAGUUCACAAAAGCACACAGGCGCUGCCCACCAGCAGCUUCAGCCAGGAUUCACGGCCUCUAUCGGCUUCGCAGCCCUCCCUGCCCCAUGGGCUGACGGCUGGCAGCACCCAGAGCCCCCCGGCUUCGGUGCACGAAUCCUCUGCUUCCAUCGGUGGAGGCCCAGCUGCCACCGCCGUCUCGCCGGGCUCGGGUCCCCCAGCCGGGCUGCGAGGUGCGGUGUCCUCCAGGGGCCCCCUGUCUCACCCUGCACCCACUCUGCAGCAGGACUCGGCGGCAGCCCGCAAGGAUUCGGUGGGCAGCAUGCCCGACACGGACCCGGCCAAAUCCAGGCUGUCUUCCAACUUGUGACCUCCACAGGCGUGGGGAUAGGGGUGCUGGGGUGCCAGGGCAGCCAGCCCCAUCCCCUCUGCUCCAUCCCCACCGAGGAGCCCGUGCCCCUCGGCCACCUCCACCCCUGCUCCCUGGCUUCGUCCCCCUGCCAGGGACCCAUGGGUGGGCACAAGGGGGGCUGUUUGCCUCCGACCAAAGUUUGGCCCCAUUUUCCGCUCCUUGCGAGAAAAUCCCACUGCCCCAUAGAAGCCACAGAUGCAUCAUCCCCAGUGAUCAACGCUGUAUAUGAUAUAUAUGACCUGAAUACAAAUCUAUAUGUGUGCAUCCGCAGGACACCUCCCUGGGGUCUUAGGCAUGUGGGCCAGCACUGGCACGUGCCCCUGCCUCCCCUCCCACAGACCCAUGGCGAGGGGUGACAGCCGAGGAGUGGAGGUAAGUUAUGGGGUCUGAAGUACAGCAAGCCCCAGGAGACUCAGCAGCCCCCAUGCCAGGCAGACUUUGAGGCUGGGGUGACCUCAGCCAGGCAGCCCUGCUGCUGGAGCACAGGGUGCUGAGCACCAGGGCUGCCACUGCAUGGAGCAGCACUGGGCUCUGCUGGCUUGCAGGCUGGGGAAGGCACAGAGUGUGCGUGAAAUAAGUGUGCCUGUGUGUGUGUGUAUAUAUAUACACAGAUGGAUGGAGUGUGCAUGGAUGUAUGCAUGCACGUAUGCCCCUGCCUGGCACACUGGAGCCUUCCACGUUGAAUGUAUGCAGCAAUCCAUGAGCAAGGAGCCCCAUGCCCACCUGCCUUCCUGCAGCUGCAGGGCCAGGGGUCCAGGGCCACACUCCAAGCGUCACCUUUCCAUCCAGCCCAUCCUGUGCAAUAAAUGUCAGCAACUGACAGAGCUACACACGACUCCGUCUCUGCUUCUCCUUUGCU
Meleagris gallopavo (turkey) is the source of this 3489-nucleotide messenger RNA. Lineage: Eukaryota; Metazoa; Chordata; Aves; Galliformes; Phasianidae. The record is from RefSeq and is a predicted model, not a curated record.